UUCGCUUACUCACCCGCACCAAACAUGGCGGGUGAGCCUGCUAUGGAGCUGCUUUUUCUGGAUACUUUCAAACAUCAAAACACCGAGCAGGGCAGUAAUGUGGAUGUAGUCCGAUUUCCCUGUGUUGUUUACAUCAAUGAGGUCCGUGUCAUCCCACCAGGAGUACGAGCACACAGUAACCUGCCAGACAGCAAGGCUUAUGGGGAGACCUCACCUCACACGUUUCAUCUGGACUUAUUCUUUAACAAUGUCACUAAGCCUAGUGCAACAGUGUUUGACAGGCUUGGGAGCUUGGAGUAUGAUGAGAACAAUUCUAUCAUCUUUCGUCCAAAUGCAAAGGUCAAUACAGAUGGGCUUGUGCUGAAGGGCUGGUACAGCUGUCUGACUCUGGCUGUCUAUGGAUCAGUAGACAGAGUGAUUGUUAGUCAUGAAAGAGAGUCACCUCCACCACCCCCACCUCCACCCCCACCACCCCAGCAUCAGCAGAUUGGGCUGAAAAGAAAUCCCAAACAUGUUGAAGAGGAGAAAGAAGAGCAAUUCAAUGGCAGUCCACCAAGACCUCAGCCAAGAGGGCCCAGAACUCCCCCGGGCCCUCCACCACCUGAUGAUGAUGAAGAGGAUGAGCCCAUGCAAGCCUCAGAUGGGAACAAAGAAGACGAUUCUGAGCAAAGAGAAGGAUAUUUUGAACCCAUAUCUCCUGAUCGAGCUUCUAUUCCCGCUGAUGAUAACUAUUCUGAUGACGAAGACGUUGAAGAUGAUCAUCAGGAUGAUGAUGGGGAUGAUGAUGAAGAUGAUGAGGAUGAAGACGACGAGGAAGAUGAAGACCUCAAUGCUGAGGAAGAUGAUGAUGAGGAAGAUAGGAUGACUGGUGACAGCAUUGCCGAUGACGAUGAGGAUGAAGAGGGAGAUGAAGAAGAUAUAGAAGGAGAUGAUGGCUAUGAACAAAUUUCAAGUGAUGAGGAUGGGAUUGCUGACUUUGAGCGUGAGGCAUUUAAGUACCCAAGUUUUGAUAUAGAAUACACACCAGAGGAUUUAGCUACGGUGCCAACAAUGGCCUAUGAUCCCUUUGACAGGGACCUGGGCCCCCUGAUGUACUUCAGCUGCCCUUACAAGACUGCAUAUGAGAAUGAAAUCUCUAAGCUAAAGGACCAGGAUCUUGACAAAGAAACCUCUGGGUCAACAGAAGCAUCUUUAAAGUUAACAGAGCUCCUAGACCUUUACCAAGAUGACAGAGGGGCUAAAUGGGUCACAGCCUUAGAGGAAGUACCCAGUUUAAUAGUGAAAGGCUUAAGUUUUUUGCAGAUUAAGGAACCAGGACGAGAUCAUCUAAGUCAUCUGGUUGACUGGGCCGCUCUAGCUUUGGAUUUGCAGUUGGCUCUCCAGCAACCUAUUGCUCUGAAUGUCAGACAGCUCAAAGCAGGUACAAAACUGGUCUCAUCUCUGGCAGAAUGUGGUACACAAGCAGUAGAAUGUCUUUUGAAAGCAGGUGUUAUUGGAAAGCUGUACAACUUGCUCUUUGCUGAGCAUGUAUCGUCCCCUCUGAAAUUAAAUGCUUUUAAGUCACUGGACAGCCUAAUUAGCACAACUGAAGGCAUGGAAGGAUUUUUAAAAAGCUUCUCUAUUGAUGGAAAAAGUGGCUACCAGAAACUAUUAGAAUUAAUAUUAUUGGAUCAGACUGUAAGAGUGUUCACUGCCUGUACUGCUAUUCUACAGAAAUGCCAUUUCUAUGAAAUCCUUUCUUAUGUAAAACGUUUUGGGGAGCAGUUGACUGAAAACACUCCAGCUCCACCUAAUCAUGGAAAUCCAGAGCAGAAUGCAGGGUCCGAAAGGCCAAGACGCGAAUAUGACAAUGAUGUGGAGAUGACCAUGGAUAUGGACCGUCUUCUAGAGGCUUCUAAUAUAAGUGAAGCAGAAUUGGAGAAGAUGCUUGGCCUGUUAAAUGAGAUCUUUCACCUUCUAGACACUGCACCUUACGCAAUGGUUCAACCUCCUGUGAAGUCCUUUCCAACUCUUGCACGAAUUACUGGACCUCCUGAAAGAGAUGAUCCAUACCCAGUGUUAUUCCGGUAUCUCCACAAUCACCAAUUCCUGGAAUCUGCCACUCUGCUCCUCUCUCUACCUGUGACCAGUUCUUACCCUGGGGUGGUGCUCGCCGUCCGAGAAAUUCUACGAUUUUUGGCACAGUCACAGAAGGGCCUGCUUUUUCUUUUGUUCGAGAAUGAAGCAACAAACCUUAUUGCCAGAGCACUAUGUCAAGCAUCUGAGCAGGACCAGGAGGAAAAUCUGCAAUCUGAUGGGAACAAUGACGACUCCUGUGCUUUGUGGCUCAUGCAUGCAACCCAGGCCCUGCAGUACAUAUCUGAGCUCUUCCAUCAUUUCCAGCACUGCUCAGCCAAUGAGGAAACAGACCAAGCAAAUUUACUGGGGAUCCUGAACAACCUUUACCUCAUUACUUUCAACCCCGUAGGACGGUCAGCAGUUGCUCAUGUCUUUAGCCUGGACAAUAACAUCCAAUGCCUCAUAACCUUGAUGGAGUUUUGCUCUAAAGAAGGACUUGGAGACACAAAGUCAAAGAAAUCUGUUGCCUACAAUUAUGCGUGUCUACUGGUACUACUGGUGGUGCAAACCUCAAACGAUGUGCAAGCAAUGGAGGCCCAUGCAGCUCCUCUACAGAAACUCUGCAAGGCGGACGAGAGCAAUGCCAAGCUGCAAGAACUAGCCAAAUGGUUGGAACCAUUAAAAAGUUUUCGGUUUGAGAUAAAUUGCAUCCCUGGCCUGGUUGAUUAUAUUAAACAGAAUCUGGACAACUUGAUGGCACCGGAAGGUGUAGGACUUCUGACUGCUUUAAGAAUCCUUUGUCAUGUUGCUUGCCCCCCAUCUUCUGUAGGAGGUCAACAGAAAGAUUUAAAAUGGAACCUUGCCGUCAUUCAACUUUUUUCUGCAGAAGGCCUGGACACUUUUAUACGUAUUUUGCAAAAAAUGAACGGUAUUCUCAUCCAGCCAUGGAGGCUUCAUGUUAAUUUGGGAACCACACUAUACAGAGCUAUCACCAUAUCUGUGGCUCGCUGCACCCUCUCCUUGCUCAAGACUAUGUUAACUGAACUCAUGCGAGGUGGCUCAUUUGAGUUUAAAGACAUGAGAGUCCCGUCAACGUUGGUCACUUUGCACAUGCUUCUGUGCUCUAUCCCCCUUUCAGGAAGACUGGAUGGGGAGGAACAAAGAAUCCAAAAUGAUAUCAUAGACAUCUUAUUGACAUUUACUCAAGGUGUUAAUGAGCAGCUCACCAUGUCUGAAGAGACACUUGCCAAUAAUACAUGGUCACUGAUGCUCAAAGAAGUCCUCAUCUCCAUCUUAAAAGUCCCUGAAGGGGUUUUCAGUGGACUUAUCAUAUUAUCUGAGCUCCUACCUUUACCUCUUCCUAUGCAGACUACUCAGCCGAUUGUUUCUCAGGAUGUGGCUGUAGCUCUAAAUACCAGAAAGUUGUGGAGCAUACACCUGCAUGUGCAUUCCAAGCUGCUGCAAGAUAUUGUGAGGGCCCUCUCUGGGACUUCUUGUCAGCCUCUACAGCACAUGCUUAGACGGAUCUGUAUCCAGCUUUGUGAUCUGGCUUCACCCACUUCUCUGCUCAUCAUGCGCACAGUGCUGGACCUCAUCGUAGAGGAACUGCAGAGUGGUCCAGAAGAAAAGAAGCCGUACACAGGCCAGACUGCACGACUGCUUGCACUUCUCGACUCGCUGGUGGCCCACAGAGCAUGUAAAGUUGCUAUAUUACACCUUAUAAAUGGAGGGAAAGGUGAUGAGCGUUACGCUGAGGUUUUCCAGGAGCUACUGACUAUUCUGAAAUCUGCGGGUGACAACGUCAUUCACCAACAGUGUGGCGAAUACAUUGCAUCAAUUGUGCAGUACCUCUGUGACCAGGACAUAGCUCUGAUUUUACCAGUCUCUGGGGAAGGACCAGUUUCAGAGUCUGAUCAGAUAGCUAAUUCAUUACCCAGUAAAGACCAUCUCCUUUCCAUCUGUGAUAGCUUGAUGGAGACACUGGCCAAUAAGGACAGCAGCUAUGCUUCUCUGCUCACCUGCAUCAGGACAUUAAUGUUCCUUGCAGAACAUGAUUAUGGAUUCUAUAAUUUAAAAAGCUCACUAAGGAAGCACAGCCAUGCCCUGUAUUCACUUUUAAAGCGUAUCGUUUCUGGUCUUGGAAAAGAGACUGGGGAGUUGGCCUCAUCUUACUUGGACUUUUUAAGACAGAUCCUAAAUUCUGAAACUAUGGUCUGUGGGGAAGAAGGAUCAGCCAUGGAGGUUGAUGGAUCUCAUACUUCAAAAACAAUGGGGCUCAGCUCAGCAGAGAUGAAGCACUUGCUGAUGAGCAAAGAAGAAACUGCAGAAAAUCUACUUUUGGAUUUGGAGAAACAUGCAGUGGAGCAAUCAAAAGAAGAUGACAGUAUGGAGUCCUUAUUGGACAAUGUGGCCAGUCUGAAACAAAUACUAGAAGCAGUAAAAGAGCCUGUUCCCCUGAGUGAUCAGGAUGUGGAACCUGUCCUAUCUGCAACAGACUCUCUACAGAUUCUGUUUAACAACAGGACCGUAUACGUUCUAGCAGAUGUAAUGGACGAGCAGCUGAAAUCUUUAUCUUUCACUCCAUUCCAACCUGAAGAAACAGAUGCAGACCUAGAUACGGCGAAAGUUGAUUUAAUUGAGCUUUCUUCAAAAUGCUGCAGUGACUAUGACUUAAAAGAAGAGCUGGAAAGAUCAUUUUUGUUAGAACCUUCAUCACCUGGUCGCACAAAAGCCUCAAAGGGAUUCAAAUUGGGAAAACACAAGCAUGAGACAUUUAUCACAAGUGGAAAAUCAGAAUACAUUGAGCCAGCAAAAAGAGCCCAUUUUGUUCCACAACCACGAGGAAGGGGCAGAGGUGGCUUUGGACAGGGAAUGCGUCCACAUGAUCUGUUCCGUCAGAGGAAGCAAAACACAAGUCGCCCACCCUCAAUGCAUGUGGAUGAUUUUGUGGCUGCUGAACGUAAAGAAGUGGUUCCCCCUGUUGGAAUCCCUCCUCCCAAGAGGCCACCAAAGGUUUCUCAGAAGAUUUCAUCCCGUGGUGGAUUUCCUGGAAACAGAGGUGGAAGAGGAGCAUUUCACAACCAGAGCAGAUUUUUUAGUCCACCUGCUCCGAAAGUCAAUUACAGCCGUCGGGAAGGAGCUCGAAUACUUAACUGGAAUGCACAGACAGCACAACGAGGGGCUUAUCCAGAGAGCAGAGGGGCUCAAAGCAACUUUGACAGAGGCCCCCUACCCCCUAUGAGGCAGAGUUCUGCAGGAUACCGUCCAAAUCCACGCGACCGGGCUGCAAGAGGUCGUGGUGGCAUCGGACCAUCUUGGGCAAAUGCCGCAGGAAGUGGAAAUAAUUCUCGUGGGAAAUUUCUUGUUGGCAACGGCGGCAGAGGACGGCAUGUGCGGUCAUUCACACGAUAGAACAAAAUCCUUGACAUUGUGUGGCAUUAAUGCUUGAAACUAUUAAAAACUAGUUUAUAAAUAUUUGAAUGACCAAUACAAUGAAGUACUAAGACUUAAAUAACCUUGAAAUUUGAAGAAAGCAUAUGUAUUUUCAUAAAAUCUCAGAUUCAAAAUGUAAAAACUUUAUUUUUUUUAUGUACAGUGAAGUAAACAUUUGUGUGUUGUCUUUUUUUUUUUUCCUUUUCACCCUUUUUUAAAUAAAAUACAAAAGAAUGAACCACCAAAUUUAAUACUUUAUGUGCACUUUCAGAGACAUGUGGGUUUCUAAUAGUGCCAGGCUUACUUUUUUAAUGGUAUAUGGAAAAUUAACGCUUUUAUAUAUUAAUGCUUUUCUUUCAACUGCAUAUUUUACAGCCUAAAGAUGUAUAUUGAGUUUUGUACUUUUAUUUUUACUGUAUUGGUAGUUACUUAUUUAAGAAGGAAACAUUCUAAAUAUAAAUACAAUUUUCAUAAUGGAAA
This is a messenger RNA of Bombina bombina (fire-bellied toad), 5970 nucleotides long. It is a transcript of the gene VIRMA, whose product is annotated as vir like m6A methyltransferase associated. The record is from RefSeq and is a predicted model, not a curated record. Gene Ontology annotation, molecular function: RNA binding. Gene Ontology annotation, cellular component: RNA N6-methyladenosine methyltransferase complex. The coding region runs from base 25 to 5469 and encodes 1814 amino acids. The transcript is spliced from 24 exons. Lineage: Eukaryota; Metazoa; Chordata; Amphibia; Anura; Bombinatoridae.